AUGACUUUGACGUCUUCCACAUCAGUGGCCACAACCCAGGCACAAGCUAAGGAACCAACCACCAGCACAAUUUCAGUGCCUUCUGCCAGUCCGACCCCUGAGGUGGAAGCCACAUCCCCCCAAACACUUGUCAUCUACCCAUGGAACUGGAAGGCCAACCACCCCCAAAACAUCAGAGCAGGUGAAGACCAAAGACACAUCUGGAACUGGCUCUGCUUGAGGCUUUUACUGCAGAUGGGAUGCAGUUGGGCCAAGGGCAAAAAGACCAUUGACCCCAAGCAAGGAGCCAAAGCAUGUUUUAUGAGGAAGUUUAGAAUCGGCUAUCUGCAGGUUCAGCUAUGGGGGGCAGCUGCUAGCUGGUUGAGCUGUAGACCUGACUUCCAAUAUCUACUAGUCACUAUUGAGAGCAUGUUCCCAUCCUCAGUGAUCAAAACAUUCCUUGUUUUGGUGCUUAUACUUAGGGUGACUUUUGUCAUCAUCUUGGUUUGAUUUGCCCUGCAAGCCUACAGGAGCUACAAGAAGGAAGAUUACACACAGGUGGUCUAUCUAAUCAAUGGAAGGUAUAGAGACUUGGAGACAUGA
Molecule: messenger RNA, 582 nt
Organism: Cavia porcellus (domestic guinea pig)
Lineage: Eukaryota; Metazoa; Chordata; Mammalia; Rodentia; Caviidae
Source: RefSeq, a predicted model, not a curated record